Solanum verrucosum is the source of this 564-nucleotide messenger RNA. RefSeq lists its product as uncharacterized. The record is from RefSeq and is a predicted model, not a curated record. Gene Ontology annotation, cellular component: nucleus; mitochondrion. Bases 79 to 495 code for a protein of 138 amino acids. The transcript has 5 exons. Gene Ontology annotation, biological process: mitochondrion organization. Lineage: Eukaryota; Viridiplantae; Streptophyta; Magnoliopsida; Solanales; Solanaceae.
GUGCAUUUCUAGGGUUUAUUGUGAUCCCAAAUUCUCUCUGUCUCUAGUCUAGGGUUUCGCCGCCUCUACUAAGAAAUCAUGGCUCGCCGAAGCUCUGGAAGAUCUGCUCGUCCUGCCCCCCGUGCUGCCCCUCGUCCUGCUCCAGUAAACCAUGCUCCUCCACCAGCUCCCAUGCAAAGUAGUGGUGGUGGAUCCAUGCUUGGUGGUAUUGGUUCUACCAUAGCUCAAGGUAUGGCCUUUGGCACCGGAAGUGCUGUGGCACACAGGGCUGUAGAUGCUGUCAUGGGUCCACGCACCAUUCAACAUGAAACUGUUGCUUCUCAGGCACCUGCUACAGCUGCUCCAAUGACUAGCGGUGCUGGUUCAGAUGCUUGCAGUAUGCACACUAAGGCAUUCCAUGAUUGCAUUAAUAGCUCCGGAAGUGACAUUGGCAAGUGUCAGUUCUACAUGGACAUGUUGUCCGAGUGCAAGAGGAACUCAAUGAUGAAUGCCUAAGCUUUUGUUGGUUGGGUGUUACUUUUAUAAUGUUAAACUCAUUCUUAAUGGUAUUGUUGGAAUUAUGAU